Messenger RNA from Eublepharis macularius, 4051 nucleotides. RefSeq names its product N-alpha-acetyltransferase 16, NatA auxiliary subunit (gene NAA16). The record is from RefSeq and is a predicted model, not a curated record. The coding region runs from base 136 to 2733 and encodes 865 amino acids. Gene Ontology annotation, biological process: N-terminal peptidyl-methionine acetylation. Gene Ontology annotation, cellular component: NatA complex; cytoplasm. Gene Ontology annotation, molecular function: protein-N-terminal amino-acid acetyltransferase activity; protein binding. The transcript is spliced from 20 exons. NCBI's taxonomy places the organism in Eukaryota, Metazoa, Chordata, Lepidosauria, Squamata, Eublepharidae.
CGUCGGAGCGGCGGAAGGGGCCGGUCGGCGAGAGGGCCAGGCCGGGCGACGAGUGCCGAGCGCGGCAGCCAGCCAGCCAGCCGAGGCCGGGGCGCGCCAUGUAGGCGGCCGACAGCGCCCGCCCGCCCGCCCGCCAUGCCGCCGGCGCCUCUGCCGCCCAAGGAGAGCAACCUCUUCAAGCGGAUUCUGAAAUGUUAUGAACAAAAACAAUAUAAAAAUGGACUCAAAUUCUGCAAGAUGAUCCUCUCCAAUCCCAAGUUUGCUGAGCAUGGAGAGACUUUGGCUAUGAAAGGGCUGACAUUGAAUUGUUUAGGAAAGAAAGAAGAAGCAUAUGAAUUUGUUCGUAAAGGUCUUCGAAAUGAUGUAAAAAGUCAUGUCUGUUGGCACGUGUAUGGACUCUUGCAGCGCUCGGAUAAAAAAUACGAUGAAGCAAUUAAAUGCUAUCGAAAUGCUCUCAAAUUAGAUAAAGACAACCUACAAAUUUUAAGAGAUCUCUCACUGUUGCAGAUCCAAAUGCGAGAUCUUGAAGGAUAUAGAGAGACCCGGUAUCAGCUCCUACAGCUGCGGCCUACUCAGAGGGCUUCAUGGAUUGGAUAUGCUGUUGCAUAUCAUUUGCUGAAAGAUUAUGACAUGGCCUUAAAACUUCUAGAAGAGUUUAGAAAAACUCAACAGAUUCCUCCUAAUAAAAUAGACUAUGAAUAUAGUGAAUUAAUACUAUACCAGAACCAAGUGAUGAGAGAGGCAGAUUUGUUUCAAGAAUCUCUGGAACAUAUAGAAACCUAUGAGCAGCAAAUAUGUGAUAAGCUCAUGAUAGACGAAAUCAGAGGAGAAAUGUUGUUGAAGUUGGGAAGACUAAAGGAAGCUUCCGAAGCAUACAGAGAGCUUAUUGAUCGAAAUGCAGAAAACUGGAGUUACUAUGAAGGCCUGGAAAGAGCACUGCAGCCAUGUUCUUUAGAAGACAGGCUACGAAUGUAUGAAGAAAUAAGCAAGCGACAUCCAAGAGCAGUCUCACCUAGAAGAUUACCAUUAAACUUUGUCACAGGUGAAAAAUUUAGAGAGCUAAUGGAUAAGUGGCUGAGAGUUAACUUCAGUAAAGGCUGCCCACCCUUGUUUACUACUUUGAAAUCUUUAUAUUACAAUACCGAAAAGGUUUCUACAAUCCAAGAACUUGUUACUGGGUAUGAAGCUUCUUUGAAAACCUGUGACUUGUUUAGUCCAUAUGACAACGGAGAACGAGAGCCCCCAACAACCCUCCUUUGGGUUCGCUACUUCCUUGCCCAGCACUUUGACAAACUUGGUCAGUUUUCAGUGGCCUUGGAUUACAUUAAUUCCGCUGUUGCAAGUACACCGACGUUAAUAGAGCUCUUUUAUCUAAAAGCAAAAAUUUAUAAGCAUGUCGGCAAUCUCAUUGAGGCUGCCAAGUGGAUGGAUGAAGCACAGUCCUUGGACACAGCAGACAGAUUCAUCAACUCCAAGUGUGCAAAGUACAUGUUGCGAGCAAAUAUGGUGAAAGAGGCAGAGGAAAUGUGCUCCAAGUUCACAAGGGAAGGAACAUCUGCAAUGGAGAAUCUCAAUGAAAUGCAGUGUAUGUGGUUCCAGACUGAAUGUGCUUUAGCUUUUCAGAGAUUGGGAAAAUAUGGAGAGGCCUUGAAAAAGUGCCAUGAAGUAGAAAGGCACUUUUUUGAGAUAACAGAUGAUCAAUUUGACUUCCACACGUACUGCAUGAGAAAGAUGACCCUGCGUGCCUAUGUCGAUCUCUUGAGACUGGAAGACGUUCUCAGGAAACACGCCUUCUACUUCAAGGCUGCCUGGUCAGCGAUUGAAAUCUACUUGAAGCUUCAUGAUAAUCCUCUGGCCAACGAAAGCAAAGAACAAGAAGUAAAUUCAGAAAACCUUUCUGCCAAGGAACUGAAGAAAAUGCUUAGUAAACAAAGACGUGCACAGAAGAAGGCGAAGCUUGAAGAAGAGAGGAAGCACGCUGAAAGAGAGAGGCAGCAAAAGAAUCAGAAAAAAAAGCGAGAUGAGGAAGAGGAGGAAACUAGCGGGCCCAAGGAAGAACUCGUUCCUGAAAAACUGGAGAGGGUUGAUCAUCCAUUAGAGGAAGCUAUUAAAUUUCUUAUACCACUUAAGAAUCUUGCGGCAGAUAACAUAGACACACAUCUGUUAGCAUUUGAAAUAUACUUCAGAAAAGGAAAAUUUUUAUUAAUGUUGCAAUCAGUAAAAAGAGCUUUUGCCAUCGACAGCAAUAACCCGUGGCUACAUGAAUGUUUGAUCAAAUUCUCCAAGUGUGUGUCUGAUCACAGCAAUUUAUCAGAAAUCGUGAACAAAGUCCUAACCCAAGAAAUGCAGAAGAUCUUUAUCAGUAAAGAUUUGGAAAGUUUUAAUGAAGAAUUUCUCAAACGCAAUCCUACCUCCAUUCAGCAUCGGCUCUCAGGUGCCAAAAUGAUGUAUUUCCUGGAUAGCUCAAGGCAAGAGAAAGCUCUCGCCAUUGCUACUAGAGCAGAUGAAACUACGAGAGACAAAAAUGUGAAGACUUUAACAAAGGUUUGGGAGUCCUUACUAGAUGGCAGCUUUGGAGUAUGUCCCACCCAGAGUAACGAAUAUCGGAUAGCAUGCCACAAACUGUUUCCUUUAGCAUCUGCCUUUAUGCCUCUCCCAAACGAAGAUGACGGUUGCUUUGCAUCAGUGAAUCAUACAGCCCUUAAUCAUGAUGUGCUGUCCAAUGAAAUCUGAAAUGAAAUAGCUCCGUCUCCUAAACUGGUUGCAUUCAGAUCAGCGGUUUUUCUACAGAAUAUGAUGGAACACGAUUCAGACGUCAAGCAGAGGCAAUUGAAUGAAACUGUACCGUGCUCUGAGCUCGUUAUCCCUCUACAAGAAUUCUCUCAAGAAGAAUACUGGUCAUGUUUACAUUUGUACAGUUACAAAUCUUUUUAUUGCAAAUCAUGGAUACUAGAAAUUGACCAUCCACAUAAAUGCUGUUGCGUACACCAUCUUACGAAACAUAGAUGAGCAAAGUUGGUAAACUUCUAGUGCAGUCCUCUGCAGAGUUACUCCUGUCUAAUCGCACUGAUUUCAAUGGCUUGCAUAGGAUUGGACUGUAAGAUGGAUCUCACGCUACAUGCCAUGUUUGUUGUUCUGUUUUCUGCAGCUUUUUAUUUGUGCCCCGCCUCCAAGCACUUACUACGUUCUAAUUAUAGGCAGUGGAAACGUUCCGUCAAUUCAAAGUGUCGUAUAGAAACAGCUCCUUAAAUUGAAGAGGGAGAGGGUACAUUUUGUUUUUAACAAUUUAUUUUCAUUUUUAAAUAAAUGUCCACUAUCAGUGUUCAUAUAUUUCUUUACCACAUCCCAGUUUUCAGACGUUAGCGUUGCAGACCUAAGCAGUUAUACACUGUCCUAAGCACGUUAACUUCAGUGGACUUAGAAAGGUAUAACUCUGUUUAGGAUUAUGAUGUCAGUAUAGCAGCAAAGGAAGUGGUUAUUCCCAGAUCGUGAGUUCAGUUUAAUAUUAAGCUCCACUGAACACUCACAUUUCAAUUUAAGAACAGUGAAUUCUACUUCUGCUGAAAUGUUGUUUCAAUGCUGUAAAGCAACUAGCAUUUAAGAUGUAUUUUGAAAAGAAAAAAGAAACCUAAAUGAGCACAACUUGACAGACUACAGAUCACAGCUAUUUUUUUUUCUUUUUUGCAUUAACCUGAACAUGCAUCACACACACAACGUAUGGAAGUUUUGAUUCAGCUGUCUUCGUGAGACAAACGGCUGUUCCUGGCAACUUUAUAUAAACUACUAUAGAACUUACAAUACACUGUGGCUUGUACAGAAAAUCAGUUUUAUCAAAACUAAUCGAAGAAGCAAUUUGUUUUUUAUUUUACAGUUAAUGUAAAUGUUUGAGUAAUAUUUCCUAGGCCCUAUGCAAAAUUCAAGAAGGGAAAUUUUAUCAAAACAAAUGGUUAUAAUUAAGAUGGUUGCCAUUUGGAAUCUGUAAUAGUUGAAUAAAAAGCUCCCUGUAAAAUAAUGCCAACUGAAGUAAUGCUGUAAUAAAUUAUUUUGUACA